AUCCAUUCGAUUUCAUACAUCGAUUACGCGUGUUAUCUCUCCACUUUGAAGCAUCUCUGCGUAGUCACGUGAGAACGUAGCUAAACAGUCACAUGAGGUUUUGCUAGACGCAGCAAGAAAUCACAAACCCGUCUCUUUUCCAUCCUAAAAAGUAAACUACACACUUUUUAUUUGGUAAACGAAACCGCAACAAACCGUUUUACUGGAAAGUUUGCUCACUACAGUCGCAGUCCAUGGAGGAAGAGGGGAGAGAGGGCGAAGGAGCAGUAUCUCAAAAUGAACAUGAUCAGCAAAGUAGAGAUCUCCCGUCAGAGCAGGAUCCAGAGCCUCCUCCAGACCCAGUUCUCGAGGACAGUUUGUGUGUGGACAGACGCACCGUGGACAGACUCACAGAGGGGCUCCUGUCUCACUACCUCCCUGAUCUACAGAACUCCAAGAGGGUCCUGCAAGAGCUCACACAAAACCAGGUGAUUUUAUUGGACACACUGGACCAAGAAGUGACAAAGUUUAGAGACUGUAACGCUCUACUGGACCUCAAUGCUCUGUUCACAGAGGCCAAAAUCUAUCACAACAAACUCGUGAACAUCAGGAAAGAGAUGAUCAUGCUUCACGAAAAGACCACAAAACUAAAAAAAAAAGCUCUGAAACUGCAGCAGCAAAAGCAGAAAGACCUUUUGGAGAAGGAGCAGCAGAGGGAGAAGGAGCUGGAGCGAGAACGGCAGCUCACGGCCAAACCAGCAAAACGCAGCUAAAACUUUUAUCGAAGAAACAGUACUUUAUUUUAAUUACUUUAUUUGUCUCCAAGGGGCAAUUCAGCACACUGAGCAGAACAUACAGUAAUAGUUGCCUGGCAAAUCUAGAAUAAUAUAUCUGUAUUUUUUUUAUACAGAAGGAUAUAAGUCUGGUUAUGAUCGUGAUUUGUUUAUUUUUUUCAUUUAAAAACAAAAUCAAAUUUCUCAUACAUUAAUAGAGUUUAGCGCUUUGCUCGUUGGUUCUGCAGAAAUCGCUAAUGUAUAUGUGUGUGUGUGUGUGUGUGGUUUUUUUUUUUUUCUUUUUUUCCCCCCUGCAAGUAGCCAUUUUUAUUUUUAUACAUGCCUGUCCCUGACAGGUUAACCCACCUGUUAGUCACGGCCUUCUGAACUCAGAGAGAUCCACUGGUGCUCAGACUCAUGUCUUUGUGAAGUAUUGAAUAAAUGUAUUCUGGAUCCCAGGCAACAGUAAUAAUAGAAAAGUCUCAGUGUAGCUCAACUGGCUCCGUCAGCAGAUCCAGUGUCAGGACAGUUUGAGGAGAAUAGCAGCCAGCAGGACAAAAGUGUCCCUCCUCUGUGUCCUGCAGCCGGGGCAUCAGCCUCCAGAGGGUGCCAGGUGAACUCUGUAGACACAAGAGUAAAGUCUCUUCUUAGCCCCAGGCCCUGUUGUUUCGGUUUGGUGAUGAAACAGGCCAUUCCCAAAAUGUGUGGUUACACUUAAUUUUAGAACUGAUUCAGUAAAAUGUAACAUCUAACAAUCUCAUAAUUUGCGUAUAACUUAGUGCUUAACUUAUAUUAAUUUCCAUCAAUAGACAAUACGACAUUUGUGCAUGCCCUAUGCAUGUGUUGUAAAGGGCUAGUACCACAAGAAAUUUCCUUUUUAUCCAAUUAAUGCCGAAUAAAUAUAGCUUGGCUCACUCUUAUAUAAUAAGUUUACUAAAAAGAAAGUGUUAUUAAUGUCUAAUUAGCAACAGAAUAUAAUUAUGCAGAAUAAGACAUAAAAAAGUGUAACAAAUACUAAUUAAAGGUGCACUGUGCAAAUUUUCUAGUAGAGGGUCCUCUGCCUACUUGUCUCCAUGGAGAUGUUAUUGCCUAGCCUGGAAUGUCCCAGUAGGGCAUUAAACGUAACCAUCCAUGUAACUUGUGGCCCUGUGGUCUCACCAGCUUUCUCCGUAGAGUUAAAAGUAUAUAUUUUGUGGAACAUUACAGGCAAUAUCUCCAUGGAGAGAAGCUGGUGAAGGAUCCUCCACCUGAAAAAUUGCACCUUUAACACUGAAGUUAUCACUUUCAAAUACGUAAGUUAUGAGCUAGUUGGAUGUUAAUACAUUUCCUACAAUAAAGUGUACAAUAUAUUUAUAAAACAUGAACAAAAUCAGUACAAAAACAUGUUAAAACACUUAAUACUGUGCAAGGGUUCAUCAAGUUUAGUCUAUUUAUUACCAAAGCUACCGCUGCCUUUUUAGUGUUAUGAAUAGAGCCACCUGUUUUUGAAAAACUUGGAAACCCAAACGCUUUGCCUAAAUGUGUGUUAUGUAUCGCAAAGAAAACUUUAUAUUUGCUCUUUUUUAUAUUUGAUAAACGUCUUGGAUCAUGCUGGCCUUAAAGGUGCAUUGUGUAACAUUUCUUUUAGAGGAUCCAUCUAAUGCUUUUCUCCAUGGAGAUGUUAUUGCUUUGUCUGGAAUGUUUCACAGAAUGGUAUUAAAGCUUUUUAUUUUCACAGAGACCAAAACAGACCAAGUUACAGGUCAGAUCUGUGGAGACGUGACGCCGCUCACAGUCAGAAUUUCAGUUUUUCUUGGUAUUUUUGUGCUAUAAAACCACCUGUAAUUGAAGGUAGAGCUGUUUAAUGCCGUACUGGCCGAGCAAUGCCAUAUUCAUAGAAACAAGCAGGUGAUGGAGCCGCAGUCGAAAAGUUACAUACUGUAGUUCACCUUUAAAGAGAGAAAAGGUAUUUAGCAUUUAGCAUUUUAUUAACUUUUCUAUGCCAUAGGAAUAAUGCUGUUUUUGUAAUUUAUGUAUGUAUUGUUUCAGUAUUAUGCUUGCCAAAUGUGCUCAUGCUAUUUUUGUUAUUCUAAUCAUAUCACGUUGCAUUUUAAAGAUGCUACAAUUGUUUUGUUUUUUUUGUUUUUUUAGCCUAAUUGAAAGGAAAUUAUUGUCUCAAAUACCUCUGUGCACUGAUCAUCUCGGUUAAUGGUUUUUAAAGUGAAAAAUGACACUCACAUGUUCAAUGUACCUGGAGAUCUGGAGUAUAAAAAUAAAAAAAAAAGGAUGUA
This is a messenger RNA of Boleophthalmus pectinirostris (great blue-spotted mudskipper), 3022 nucleotides long. RefSeq names its product biogenesis of lysosomal organelles complex-1, subunit 6, pallidin (gene bloc1s6). Gene Ontology annotation, cellular component: transport vesicle; BLOC-1 complex; extrinsic component of membrane. The transcript has 6 exons. The coding region runs from base 234 to 752 and encodes 172 amino acids. The record is from RefSeq and is a predicted model, not a curated record. Gene Ontology annotation, biological process: intracellular transport. NCBI's taxonomy places the organism in Eukaryota, Metazoa, Chordata, Actinopteri, Gobiiformes, Gobiidae.